AUGGGUCCGAUAACUGUAGCUCUGUUUAUAUUGACUGCAUUGAUAGGCCUGAUUUACAUCUUUCUAAUAUGGAAUUUCAACCACUGGAACAAACGUGGUAUCAAAAAACAAACAAUGGCAAACAAUCCAUUUCUGCUAAUGGGCGACAUUUGGAAGGAGCGACGCGCUGAAAUAACACCUGGACUCUCAACAAAUCGAGUGCAAGCAGUUUAUUCCGUCACCCAAAACAUUUGCAAGCAGUUUGUCGACUACAUAAAAAAGCAACAGCGCAUGGCGCCAUCUGGUGGCCUUAAUGCGAAAACUCUGAGCCUUUGCUACUCAACUGAAGUAGUUGCUGACUGUGUGUUGGGCAUUUCGUCGGGAAGCUUUAGUGAUAAUCCAACACCGCUUGUGGGAAUGAUUAAGCGUGUCUUUGAACACUCGUUUGGCUUCAUAUUCUUCAAUACGUUGGCAUCGCUGUUUCCUCUAAUCAGGAAGUUCUAUUGUGUACCAUUCUUCACUAAGGAUGUUGAAAAUUUCUUCUUUGAUAUCAUGCAGAAGGCCAUCAAUUUGCGACGAGAAAACAAUGAGCAUCGCAACCGAGCGGACUUCCUUAACUACAUGCUUCAGCUGCAAGAAAAGAAGGGACUCGACACAAUGAUGCUCACAUCUCAUACAAUGACCUUCCUAACCGACGGGUUUGAGACCACCGCCUUGGUGCUAUCCCACACUUUGUUGCAACUUGCUCGCAAUCCGGAAGCGCAGCGUCUGCUUCGCGAGGAGGUGGCAACAGGAGAGCUAAGCUUUGAUCAACUGAGUGAGCUGCCUUAUUUGGAUGCUUGUAUAAGCGAAACACUUCGUAUAUUCCCACCGGGACUGGCGGCACGUAGACUUGUAACGGAACCUUUCAAAUUUGUUAACAAAAAUGGAGUCAGCGUGGAGGUAGUUCCUGGAGAAGUGGUAAUUGUGCCCAACUAUGCCUUCCACCACGAUCCGAACUACUAUGAGCAUCCAGAAAAGUUCCAGCCCGAGCGUUUUCUCGAGCACAAUGGAGGCGUGCGCAAAUAUCGCGACCAGGGAGUCUUUUUUGGGUGGGGUGAUGGACCUCGUGUUUGUCCAGGAAUGCGUUUUGCACUUACCCAACUCAAAGCUGCAUUGGUUGAAAUCGUUCGUCAUUUCAACAUCAAGCCAAAUCCACAAACACGCACUGACAACGCCUUGGAUGAGACAUAUUUCAUGGCUACCCUUAAGGGCGGCAUUUGGUUGGAUUUUGAGGCGCGUGAUUAA
Molecule: messenger RNA, 1266 nt
Organism: Drosophila albomicans
Lineage: Eukaryota; Metazoa; Arthropoda; Insecta; Diptera; Drosophilidae
Product: probable cytochrome P450 28d1
Molecular function (GO): monooxygenase activity; iron ion binding; heme binding
Source: RefSeq, a predicted model, not a curated record